Molecule: messenger RNA, 1437 nt
Organism: Arabis nemorensis
Lineage: Eukaryota; Viridiplantae; Streptophyta; Magnoliopsida; Brassicales; Brassicaceae
Source: the annotation of a GenBank genome assembly
AUGAAAGAUAUCAUGAAGGAAGUGGAAGGGAAAGUAAAGUUUUCAAUGGCGGAUUCGACGAUGAUGUUACUUGUUCAACAAGCAAUGGACAAAGCUCACGAAAAGAUCAAAACCAAACACGGUCUUCUCCUCCGCCUCAACGCCAUAUCUCUUUUCUACGAGCUCGCUGUGUUACAGCUCGAGAGCUGUCUUCAACUCGUCCAACAAGAGACCGGUAAGCUCGAGAGUACCCACGAGGAAGUUGUUCGCGAUCUAAGAGAGAUCAAAGACAGGCUUCACCACCGCCUCUUAGAGACCGAAUUAGCGAUUCUCGAGAAAGACAGAGAGUUGUUGGAGAUGUCUAAGAACCAAGAGAGUCUGAGAAACGUUUUGGAGAGUAAAGAGACCGAGCUUGUUCAUUUGCAAGAUCUUGAGAGAAAGAGAAGUCAUAAUAAGAUUGGGAAAUUUAUCAAAGAAGAAGAGUUUUCUGAGCUAAAGAGCUCUGUUGAUCAACAAGUGAUGAAUCUUAGACAAAAGCUUGAGACAGAGUACGAUGAAUUGAGAGGAGAGACAGAGGAUCCUUUAGGGGUUGAUAUCGAUGUUUUGAAAGGGACAAUGGAUCUUGCAUUCAACAAGAUGCAUCACGCGAUAUUCUUGUCGGAAUUGGGUCCGAUUGAGCAGAGUUGGAGAUGGUCUGUAGAGAGAGAUUCAAUGGCUUUACUGAUAAAAGGUUUUAUAAAUGGUUUAGAGGAGAAGAAGAACAAGGUAAUGAUGGUUGUGAGAGAUUAUGAAUCGGGUUUUAAAGAUCGCGUUUGUUCGAUUCGUAGAGAGGUAGAGUCUUUAGAGUCUCAGAUUGAUCAGAUCAUCAUCCAUAGAUCAUCUCCUAGAUCAUGUGUACCAACAUCAUCAUCUUCAAUAGAUUGUGAAAUUGAGAAAUUGAAUCGGGAGAAAGAUGGUGAAGAUGAAGGAUUCAGACAAGAACUAGACUGGAUUAUUGUAACAGAGUUGCUAAGAGAAGUUUCAGAGACUGUAGAGAAUCAAGAAAGGAGUGAAGCAAACAAGAAAAAGAUGAUUGAGGAAGAAGGAAGCAGAGCUAUCUUAGGAAUUUCUUUAUUAAAUGAUGAUUUUGACUUCAAGAUUCAAGAGAAGUUAAAGAUGGUAUCUAUCAGGUUACAAAACUUGGAGAUGAAGAUUCAUUCAAUGAUGGAUUGCGCUGUAGAGCUAAGACGAAAAGAAUCAGUAUAUAGAACAGCGUUCGUUCUAAGGUCCGAGAAUCUCAUAAAGGCAGAAGCUGAGGUUGAUCUUCUUGGAGAUCAAGUCGAUUCACUUGUGAAGCUUCUCAAGAAAAUACUUUGGACGUUUCAUCAACAUCCAUUGCUUCUCAGCAAUAACUCAGAUAUAUCAGAGAUCUCGAAGAUGAUCAAGAAAGAGUUAUCACAUGAGGAGGAUUUAUCAUGA